AUGAGUAAAUCUUCAGAAUGUUUCAACGUGUACUUAAAAACUAUUUUAGAGUCUUUAGUUUUUUCUAUUAAUCACAAUAAAAACAAUUGGUUUGUUUUGAACAAACAAAAACUUCAAGACAUUGUUGAAGCUGGAAUAGAUAUUUUAAAAUUCGAUACUAGAAAGUUCACUAGCGUGCCUUUUUUUUUUCAAGAUUACCAAGAUGAUUCCGACGUCAUUAAAAAUUUAAAAUAUCAUUAA
Messenger RNA from Pediculus humanus corporis (human body louse), 240 nucleotides. RefSeq lists its product as uncharacterized. Lineage: Eukaryota; Metazoa; Arthropoda; Insecta; Psocodea; Pediculidae. Bases 1 to 240 code for a protein of 79 amino acids. The record is from RefSeq and is a predicted model, not a curated record. The transcript is spliced from 2 exons.